UGAAUUCCUAUUUAUCACAUAUAGCUCAACCACAGAAUACAAGCGUAUGCACAUAGCAAAUUUUGAAACAGCUUAUGAAGUGCGGAUUGGCUGUAAAGUUCAUUUUAUAUAACCUACCAAGACAGGUUAUCUACGAAGUUAACUAUAACUGACGGUAUUUUGUCUUCAUUCCGUAGUGUACCAACACGAGAUAUAAUAAUACUGUUAAAUCCGCUCUUCCUAGUCCUCUCACGGCCCUUAGACGCUGGCGCCAUCUACGGUGGAUUAGGGAAUUCGAGCUCCGUUUGGCAGAAACUGUUUGAGAGCGGGGUGGUUAGUUAAUUCGUUCUCUUUUUGCCGGCAGUGCCAACCGUGGCACUCUGCUAUAUGACGCAUGGUCUUCGGGCAAUGGUCAAUAGUACAUACAGCAGCACUAGUAGUGGGCAGAGUCUUUCCUACUCUUACCACCCGAUCUGAAUAGCGAGAGAGCGACUGAGCGACGGCCUUCCCGACUACCUGUGUCCUCUCAGAGCUCUCUUUCGAUCGGUUUGGUCCUCUUCAUCACUGUGUCCGCUGUUCUGCGUUGACGCGCUCUGCGAAGCCGCCCUUUCUUUCUAGCCAGUCAGCGAGCGACUCUCCGACAUAGUGAGUCUACGAAAAGGCUCCUCGACAAAGAACGAGAGAGUGAGGUUUGCUGGUGGUGUACAGUACGCAAUAGUUCUCCGAGGUUGAAAGCGACGGCAGCAGCAGCGAUCGCAGUGGUAGUGACUGGGUCCAACCAAUCGCUGGAGCCGACUCUGGAGGCUUGAGUAGACUCUGUGUUCGGACACUCGCAGACAUUGGCUCCGGGUGUAGGUCUGUACACCUCCUCCGUGUGCAAAUACGCAUGUACGGAGGACCUGAGAGCGCAAUCGUUCCUGGUUGCGACCGCUCCUGGGCGCGUUGAACCUCCACGGACUACAAUUGCUAGCACCACUAUUGUCGCCACUGCCGGUAGACCGUCUCCUCCUAAGCCCAUGACGGCCUGCCACCCUCAGCACCAGAGCUUGCCAUCCACACACACGCACGUACACUUCUUUUAUCCUUAUCAUCAUCAUAGCCGUAUGAUCCUUUCUCAAAAACUGUCUAUGUGUUUAGUAUGCUGGUCUGUGGUGCACGUUCGACAUCGACGAGGACAACUCAAUUAACCUAAGGACACUGUGCCUUCUCUUUUCGACUUGCUGUAUCCUACUGCAGUCUUCUUCCGCGGCCAGUCCUGACCUGUCUAGUACCUCUGCGACACAGUAAAUCAGUGUGCGUAUCCUGUGCGCGGUGGCAAGUGACUGCAUCCGUCAAGAAGACGUUAAAGACCGCAACAAAGUGAAGGUGCUUUCUUUUGACAGCAGGAGUAACAAAUACCGAAUGCAGAAAGGGAAUAUAUUGAAAGAUUAUCUACAAACAAGGUGCUUCUAUUCUUCUCUCGAUACGUUGACGGUGUUCGACCUUCGUUGAUAGGAGUGCGUGAAAAAACAUGCACGUUAGAGGACUGGACGGUUUCGCUAGCCAGGUGCAAUCAUCGUCAAAAAGUUAAAGAAUUUGGAUGCCUUCGUGUUGAUCUGCGUAGUGUAAAGGCCCUAUUGGGGCCCAAUCGGCCGCCAAAAUUGCUCUCAAAAUGCCAGCGGUCAGGGGGGAUGGGAUUCGAGGUCUUGCGGUGUUCAUUUCGGACAUCCGUAACUGUAAAAGCAAGGAAGCAGAAAUUAAGCGCAUCAAUAAAGAAUUAGCGAAUAUUCGUUCUAAGUUUAAAGGAGACAAAACCCUUGACGGGUAUCAAAAGAAGAAAUAUGUUUGCAAGCUACUGUUUAUCUUCUUACUUGGACAUGACAUCGAUUUCGGACAUAUGGAAGCAGUAAACCUUCUGUCGUCGAAUAAAUACUCCGAAAAGCAAAUUGGGUACCUCUUCAUUUCGGUACUACUGGAUGAAGGCAAUGACCUGAUGCGUCUGAUUGUGCAGAGUGUCAAGAAUGACCUUUGUGCCAGAAACCCCAUUCAUGUUAAUCUCGCGUUACAGUGUAUCGCAAAUAUUGGUUCCCGUGAGAUGGCGGAAACGUUCGCUAACGAGAUACCUAAGCUUCUAGUCAACGGGGACACCCUAGACGUCGUUAAGCAGAGUGCAGCUCUAUGUUUAUUGCGGCUCCUUCGCGCGAAUGCAGAUGUCGCACCAUCGGGGGAGUGGACGACUCGAAUUAUACAUCUGCUCAAUGAUCCUCACCUUGGCGUUGUCACUGCUGCUGUCAGAAACAUUUGCAUUUUGUCGAUAUUUAGUUUGAUCGAUGCGCUAGCAAAACGUUCCCCUGAAGAAUACAAGGCCUGCGUCAGUCUGACAGUUUCGAGGCUAAGUCGCAUUGUCACAGCAUCGUAUACGGAUCUGCAGGACUACACGUAUUACUUCGUGCCGGCGCCGUGGCUUUCGAUCAAAUUGCUUCGACUUCUACAAAAUUACCCACCUCCAGAAGAUCCCGGGGUGAAGGGACGUUUAAACGAAUGCCUGGAUUCUCUCCUGAACCGUGCGCAAGAACCGCCAAAGUCAAAGAAAGUUCAACACUCCAAUGCAAAGAAUGCUGUACUCUUUGAGGCCAUUUCACUAAUUAUUCACAUGGAUCGGCUGGGAGCAGCUGUUGAACCCUCCCUCCUGGUAAGGGCCUGCAAUCAGUUAGGCACCUUCCUGCAGCAUCGUGAGACGAAUCUCCGCUAUUUGGCAUUAGAGUCACUAUGUCUUUUGGCGACGUCGGAAUUCUCUCACGAGGCCGUCAAGCGGCACCAGGAAACGGUAGUGGCAGCUCUGAAGAGCGAGCGCGAUAUUUCGGUGCGUCAGAGGGCCGUAGACCUGCUGUACGCAAUGUGCGACCGCGGAAACGCCGAGGAUAUCGUCAGCGAGAUGCUCGCCUACCUUGAGAGCGCUGACUACGCCAUCCGUGAGGAAAUGGUUCUUAAGGUUGCGAUUUUGGCAGAAAAAUAUGCAUCAGACUAUUCAUGGUAUGUCGAUGUCAUCCUAAACCUAAUUCGUAUUGCCGGCGAUUAUGUCAGCGAGGAAGUUUGGUAUCGUGUCGUCCAAAUAGUAAUCAACAGAGAUGACGUUCAGGGCUAUUCAGCAAAAACGGUCUUUGAGGCACUACAGGCGCCUGCCUGUCACGAGAACAUGGUCAAGGUGGCAGGCUAUAUCCUUGGAGAAUUCGGAAAUCUAAUUGCAGGCGAUUCUCGCUCGGGACCUAUGGUGCAAUUCCGCCUUCUGCACUCCAAAUACCAUCUAUGCUCACUGCCUACACGGUGUCUGCUUCUUACGACGUAUGUGAAAUUCAUCAACCUUUUCCCAGAAAUCAAACACGAGGUUCAGGCCGUUUUAGGACAAGAUUCCAAUGUGCGGUGCGCUGAUAACGAACUGCAACAGAGAGCUGUUGAGUACCUCGCAUUGAGCCAGGUGGCAUCACAGGAUGUCCUGGCGACUGUUCUCGAAGAGAUGCCUCCGUUUGCUGAGCGUGAAAGCUCGAUUUUGGCAAUUUUAAAAAGAAAACGACCCAACAUGACUGAAGGUGUCCAGGCAUCCGCUAAAGAAAAUAUUCGGGCAGCACAGGAUAUACUGCCAGCUGCCCCGCCUCCAACGGACAACGGGAGCGCCGCUGUAAUGGCGGACUUGCUUGGACUCGGGGAUGAAGUGACGCCUGUUAAUGCUCGACCUGUUGCUGCAGAAGCUGAAGACCACCGUACGACUCCUCCAGUAUCACUGGGUACAACGAACGAAGAGGGCCUUGCUAAACUCGCACUCAAAAACCAGGGUGUCGUAUUUGAAAAUGACAUCCUUCAAAUUGGGGUUAAGGCCGAGUUUCGACAAAGCUUGGGACGACUCAGCGUCUUCUACGGGAAUAAGAGCCCAGUACGAUUAAACGGUUUUGUCGCUGCUCUUGCGUCGAAUAGCCUUAACGGUCUAACAGCGAUGGCAUCAGAAGUCGACCAGACGGUGGAGGCAGAAGCUCAGGUUGAACAAACCAUCAACGUCGAAGCGACAGGAUUCCAAGUGGAUAAACCACAGUUGAACAUCACAUUCACAUAUUGUGGCGUACCGCAAAAAUUCAUGGUACAACUGCCGGUGUUCUUGCACAAGUUCCUCGAAGGAACAAUAAUGAACGCGGAAGCUUUCUUUAUACGCUGGAAAAACCUGACGAAUCCCUCUCAAGAAGAGCAACGAAUCUUUCGUGCAAACGGACCACAGACGGACGAGAGCCUUAAGUUAUCCGGUUUCGGCUUUGGUGUCCUACAAGGGGUCGAUCCAAAUGCCGAUAAUCUAGUCGGAGCAGGGAUUCUCCACACCAAACAAGGACAGGUUGGCCUUCUGCUAAGGCUGGAGCCAAAUCGCAACGCUGGGAUGUAUCGGUUAACUGUCCGAGCCAGUAGGGAUGGAGUCGCCCAACUUAUUGUUGACGCCCUAGAGCCGCACUUUUAAGGUGGCAGCAUGAUGCAUGUUUCGGAUUUCGGCGCUAUGCACACAGAUAUCUGAAAUGUAUGUACCACCCACUGAUAUCAUGACGGAUAUUGGCUGAAUGACAGUGAUCACCCUUCGAGCCUAGUAAACGCCGAUCAGUAUCUAGAUGCCGUAAUCCAUGCAUACGAUGUUAAGUAAGGUAAACGCAAUGCCUCUCUACAAAACCAUUGAUGUUAAUAGGGGCAGCCCAUUGAAUUAGAUAACCGUUUCAAAUCAGUGCUUCUGGUGAAUCUCCGAACAAACGAUUGACUAAGACAUUACAAAUGAUGUUCCUUUCUAAACACUAGGGUGAGCGAUGUUACUUACUAAAUAUCUUUUCCGAUUGCUUCAACAUAUUUGUACUUGUGGGCAUUAAAGGAGACGGAAACGAAUUCAUUUAAUUGAAUAAAAUACCUUGCGUGUCUAACUUUCGAAUAUAAGGCAAGUUAGCAUCAUGCCACUUCCUGGUGGACUUCGCUUAGUUAAAGUGAGAACCAUGCCUCCUGGCCGGUCUGUACGUUUGAACAAACUCAUUAGUCACGCUCGUAGCCAGAGCUCGUAGUUAUAUGAGGAGAAAUCGACACGCUAAAAAAGACUAUCUUCGAACAUUCAGGAAGAAUGGGUAGCAAACUAAGGAAAAUAACCGAUAAGAAACAUCUACAGUAAAAAUCUCAGGUCUGGUUAAUGUAUGACCUACGCAAGUUGUUGAAGUUCUGCCGUAAAAUACUGAACAAGUCUUUAUCGAGUUGCGUUGUGGUAGGUGGCUAGAUGGGUCGAGGUGUCUCUUACGUAACGUUAAAAGCAGCAAGCCGUGUAUGUGUCCAUAGGCGGCCUAUGCUGUCGCCACGCGUGAACUCGGGAUGCUCGAAGCGCCACAGUCAAGCAGCAAUAAGAUGAAGACAGAGCUAAGAUCUCGUAGAUGACACUAGGAUACUGAAGAUACCCAAUUUAUAAAGUCCUUUUCACCAGAAUAACAUAUUCGUCUGCCUAGGAACGCCUUCUUGACUACCCGAACGGAACUACUGCAACUGAAUGCACUUGUGGUUUAGGUAGACCUGUACAUCGAUGAUAAUAUUAACAGAUUACAGAAGAGACAUAACGAUCUAUCGAAUCUGUCCCGUAUAAUGUAAGCCCCAAUGCAGAAGCAACACAUAAAAAAGUAAUGGCUAGUUAACGUGAGCCAAUUGUUGGAGAAGCUAGUAGUAAUAAGGAUAAUUAUUAUGAAUUGAUAAAACAUGUGUAGCUAAUACGCGUCGUUAGAUAAUGCCUUAGUGAUGACGAUAAUAAGCAAAUAAACUAGAAAACAAGAGGAGACAACUAGAAAAAUAAGACAGAAGUAGAAAAACUGAGUUAAAUAUCUAAUGCUAUACUAUUAGUGUUAUAAUUGCGUUACUGUUCAGACAUACCGUAUUACGAUACUAUUACGAUAUUAUAUAUAAAUAACAAACAGAACAAGCAGCAAAAGCAAUUAACAAAACGAGACUGCAUAUUAAGAAAGAGUACGAAAUUGAAUCACUGCCGCCACCGCUACAUAACUGCACACGAGGCAGAAUAUCGAACGUGACAAUUACGAGCGAAAAAGGCACGGCCCGAAAAGCUUCCAGGGGAAAACAAUUCCACAUCAAAACCUAGAACAAAGAAGCUAUAUACGAACGAUAAUAACAACCAUAAUAAUAAUAUAUAAAUUACAUAACGAUAACCAAUAAUAUAUCAACAACAAAAUUAACACCGCAAAGAAGUCCUAAUUAUACUGAUAUAAAUUAACCACCAGUUUGUUAGAAUGACGUCCGCACAACGUAACGAACGGUCAGUCUUUUAUUAGUUAGUUGGGACCUUUGCCUGUCUAAUCUACUAUAAACCUUCACACGCGACCCUGACAUGAGAACGUUCCCUACUAUCAUUUAACUAACCUUUAUAAAAUACACACACACAUUGAUAGACAUAGGCAUUAUAAUGAUGUGAACUAUAAGAUAGCAGCCAAGCAAACAUAUGAUGGCCAAAAAACAAGGUCAAAAGAAAAACGAGGGCCCACCCUUAAACGAAACCCCCUUCCUGCUUCUCAUAAGAACUCGCGAAACCCUCCUCUGCUAUUUAAGGUACUAACUAUUAUGACGAAUCGUGAUGACCGGUAAUAAUAAUAUAAUGAUGAUGAUAAUCAUAUGAUACAAGCGCAAGUGAAGCUUGAGUGAGUCAUUCCUGUCAACAUUUUUUUAUUAUUUCAGUGAUAUUUAAUGGAAAACUUUAUCUACGAUAAUUAUUUUUGCCAUUAUUCAUACACAAAAAAGUGAAAAGAGUUAUCAUAUGUACGCAAACUGUUAAUACUAUUAUUACGUCUAAGAGUGAUAUUAACAGUGAUACCGACUCUGAACGCGUUGUUGCAUUGAAGAUAAUAAACAACCACAGAGCUGAAGAUGCUCGAUCGGGUAGCCUCUCUCCCAUUAAUAGCGAACAGCUGAAAGCUGAUGCAGUAGAUAAAAUUAAACGUGGAAACACUAUUAUCAUAUUUAAAUAAGGAUGUAAUAAAAGGGAGCAAACAUGCGUGACUGAAAAUGCUAAUACAUAGGUGAUGGUACAAGGAUAUUAAUUAUUAUUAUUACUAUUGAUAUAAUAACAAUAAUAAUGUAAGU
Messenger RNA from Varroa destructor (honeybee mite), 7098 nucleotides. Its product is annotated as AP-2 complex subunit alpha-like. Gene Ontology annotation, biological process: intracellular protein transport; clathrin-dependent endocytosis. The record is from RefSeq and is a predicted model, not a curated record. Gene Ontology annotation, cellular component: AP-2 adaptor complex; membrane coat. Gene Ontology annotation, molecular function: clathrin-cargo adaptor activity. Lineage: Eukaryota; Metazoa; Arthropoda; Arachnida; Mesostigmata; Varroidae.